CUCCCACUUCUGCAAGCCCGAGCGACGAAAAGGUGCCUUUUCUCGCGCUCUCUUCUUGCCGACCUUUUCCUCUUGUCUCGUGUGGUGAUGACACUGCACAGGUCGUCCUUGCUUGCGAAUUAUUUUUUUGCUCGUCUGCCCGAACCACUCACACCUACAUCCCAUCAAUAUCCUGGCUUCGACGCUGGUAAUGCUGCCAGAAGCCCAACAACACACGAGCACCCCGUCCUGUUCGCUAUCCCAUCCUUAGCCCGCCUGCUGCACGCGACUCUCGCUCCAAUCCGCCCCGGUAAUGUCGAGUGCGGAUGAUGGUGAACGUGGGGGCACUGCAGCUGCAACUUCGCGCGCAACCUCCGCCGUCCAGUCCCCUGCCGACCACUCCCAUCAUUCUUCGGCCUCUACAUCACAGCCCUCUUCCACUCUUGACGACACAGACUUCUCAAUUUGGUCCAGCAGCCUGGGCUCUCAUACCGUAAAUACUAUUUCCACCAGCCAGUCGCCCGCCCAUUUGUUCUCGACCGACACCUCCAAUAAUCCCACUGCCAAUUUCCCUCACCCUACAAAAGCCGCAAAUCCCAGCCUCAGUCCCAACCUGGAUCUCUCCACCCCAGACGUCCUUGCUCGCAAUGAGUCGCUGCUACGGGACGCCGUCUUCCCCGAGUGGAAGGACGAUGCUCAAUCCUCCGUCCUCGACAGUCCAGAAGAGAUGCAGAAGAAGGACCCUCUAGGCACUCAGAUAUGGAAAUUGUAUAGCCGGACCAAAUCUCGUCUGCCCAACCAGGAGCGCAUGGAAAACCUGACUUGGCGGAUGAUGGCUAUGAAUCUACGCCGUCGAGAGCAACAGCAAGCAGCGUAUGGGAAUUCGGGUCUGGUGGGCAGCGACCGUCCGAGCGCUGUGACUGACCAUCUCUCUAGAGCAAAGCAAGCACAGUUCCAGAACCCUACUCCUCCUUCCUCGGCCCCUAGUGGCAUAGCACAGCAGCUCCGCAAGUCAGUGGACAAGUCUGCUGAAACCGAGCAACCCGCAGAUCCCAUGAACCUCGACGACUUUAUCGUGCCGAGCUCAGUCGCCUCUCCAGCAGGGAUAACAUCUCCCGCGCCGUCAGAGACGGCGGGGCGACCAAAGACGACACAGGCACCUCCUAUCCCCAUUACUUCCCGUAACAAGCCCCAAGUCCAGAUUCCGAAGAAUCUACCUCCGUCAUCAAUGCCCCAGACCUCCAUCCCAACGCAUCGGACGACAGAAUUCGAGUACGUCAAGAAGAGAGUUCGCAAGACGAGCAUUGACGAGAGGAGAGGUAACCGCAAGCGUCCGGCGGAAUUCUCUCCUCAAGUGCCUCCUUUACCUGCCCCUCAUGCCACAAAUGGUGCAGAAAUGGAUGCUGGUGUACCUGACUACGCGCUUGAUCAGACAACAGCCGCCCAGUUCUCGGGCCAGCCCAACUUCCAGGGCUCAAUGUCUCUCCACCUUGAUUCUUUCCACCUCAGUGAUGACCCAAUCCUGACAUCUGCUGGGCCAUUCCAACAAAACUUCGCCUUUUCUCCUGCGGCCUCACCCAUGGUCACCAAUGGGCCGUUCUCGAAUGUAUAUACACAAUCUUCAAUGGGUUCGUCCUUGAACUCUGCGGAUUUCUAUUCCCCUCCUCAAUCCGGCUAUCCUUCUGCCGUUUCAACGCCCCAGCCGGGCCACGAAGUAGACGGUCAAGGGUUUUACUUUGACCAGAGUGGUCACACGCGGACCAUGCCCUUCUAUCCAUCUCACCGAGGGAAUCAUUUGAUGACGCCUGCGGCCCCUCAGUUUGCGUACGGGCCCAACAAUGAGCAAGUGUACUCCCUUAUGAAUGGGGUGCCUUCAGCGCAGACGGCAAAUGGGUUUUCGAUGCAGCAACAUGUUGAUCCUUCCCGAGUACUGGUUCCGGAGUACGGACGACGAGUCUCUCCUGGAGUUUCUGUGGCAGGGAAUGACAAUUUGUUCCAGUUCGGCGCCGAUUCUGAUGCGGAAGACGAGGAUGCCAAUUUUGCAAUGAUCCAAUCCGAAUAUGGCCAGAUUAGUGACCCAACAUUGGACUUGAAUUCGGGCUUGCAGUGGGACCCAAACGUAGCCGAUUAUGGCAACAUGCAGCGAUUCGGCAGCGCCCCCGGGAAACAGGUGCGAAUUGGAGGAGCAGAAAUGGUCAAUUCGCCUCCGGAUUGGGGUUCCUCGAUGCUUAGUCGAACGCAUGGCUCAGCAGCCUCAAUCAGCGACAUUCGAAACCGCGACCAAGACCCAAGGAGACAGAAAAUUCCCCGGACGACCUCGACCCCAGCCUUAUCUAACCAGCAUAUGCAGUCUACUGGUAGCUCACCCGGUGAGUCCGGCUUUAGCAGUCGACAACCGUCGAGACCAGGCAGCCCUGGGCCGAAGAAUACGGAUCAAAAUGGUGUUCCAACAACCUGCACCAACUGUUUUACUCAGACCACGCCUCUUUGGCGACGCAACCCGGAAGGCCACCCCCUGUGCAAUGCAUGUGGAUUGUUUCUCAAGCUGCAUGGUGUUGUGCGUCCCUUGUCGCUCAAGACUGAUGUCAUCAAGAAACGUAAUCGUGGUAGUGGAAAUACGGUGCCUAUGGGGUCAGCAGCCACGAGAGCAUCCAAAAAGGCCUCUCGAAAGAAUUCCGUGCAACAGACACCGGCAACAACGCCGACGUCGGGCAAUGCUGCGAGCGAGCAGAAUUCGGCCUCCCCAUCCUCUGUGCAGGGCUCUGCACAUUCAGGAUCGGUCGUGACCACACCCACAAGCUAUCCACCUGGCACCACAGGAGGAAAGCCCGGGGUCGUACCAAUCGCUGCGGCUCCACCAAAACCACCCGUUCAGCCUGGUCCCAACAUGGCCAGGCCGGUUCAGGUGACACCGAAACGCCAGCGACGGCAGUCACGGGCGUCAACCAACACAUUGCCCAUCAUCGCCGGAAACAGUGGUCCGACAAAUGAGGCGGAAAUGCACGACGCCAGCCAGUCGACACCCAAGGUCACUCAAGCCCCGGUGACCCGGGCCAAGGCUGCCAGUAUGUCUUCGACCGCGGGGGCCACCACAAUGGCAUCGGUGAUGCAGGGCGGCCUGCUCAAUCCCGGUGUCCAGAACAUGGCUAGCGGUCCGCAUGGAAACAGCCAAGAAUGGGAGUGGCUGACCAUGAGUCUGUGAUGACACUCUACCCAUUCACCGCGUCUUCACGUCCAGGCGACUGUUGCGCGGAUCAAAUUGCAGAGAAAUGCCAGUGGCCAGUUUUGCUUUCGUUAUUUUGUGUUGCACAUAGACCCGUUUUGCCCUGUCUUCCUCAUACAACCUACCAAGGUCCUACUCCAGCUGCACGAUUUGACGACCAUGCGAUAAACGAAUCUCCAACUUUUCUACUGUUGUACGCCUCUAGCCCCCGGUUCGUUGUCGGAGAGCAAUGGAGAGCACGCAACUAGAGCCUGCACGACAGGAUAUCUCACGGGUGAUCAAACCUAUCCUUUGGGGUGAUGUGUUGGGUGUCUUGAUGAGCAAGAAUCUAAUGGAGGAGGAUUUGCCGUCCAAGUGCAAAUUGUGAUUUUGUCGAUUUACAACAGUGAUAUCACCGCGUCUGUCUCGACAUGCUUGAAGAUACAGAGCCUCGAGCAGAAGUGCGCACUUGAUUUUUGUGUUUGGGAAAAGGAAACCAGUUUUUGAAUGUCUAAGUCGGUAGAGGACUAAUGAAUAGAUGGCUGGGCGAGGGGACCUCGACGACAUGUUUCGAAACGGAAUAUAUGAUUCGAGAUCUAUGCGGUGGAGGAAACUGAGAUGAUACAGUGUUUGGAGACCCUCGCCGAGGGCUGUGGAUGGAACAACGACUUGGACACAAUUUUAGAGAUACAACCAGCCAAAUACUAGAAAUAUUGAGCUCUGGCUCUGUUUUCCCGUUGAACA
Messenger RNA from Cladophialophora immunda, 3925 nucleotides. RefSeq lists its product as uncharacterized. The record is from RefSeq and is a predicted model, not a curated record. Bases 293 to 3181 code for a protein of 962 amino acids. The transcript is spliced from 2 exons. Gene Ontology annotation, biological process: positive regulation of transcription by RNA polymerase II; negative regulation of transcription by RNA polymerase II. NCBI's taxonomy places the organism in Eukaryota, Fungi, Ascomycota, Eurotiomycetes, Chaetothyriales, Herpotrichiellaceae. Gene Ontology annotation, molecular function: zinc ion binding; DNA-binding transcription factor activity, RNA polymerase II-specific; RNA polymerase II cis-regulatory region sequence-specific DNA binding.